Molecule: messenger RNA, 2206 nt
Organism: Frieseomelitta varia
Lineage: Eukaryota; Metazoa; Arthropoda; Insecta; Hymenoptera; Apidae
Gene: eRF1
Product: eukaryotic peptide chain release factor subunit 1
Exons: 10
Coding region: 327-1640 (437 amino acids)
Biological process (GO): cytoplasmic translational termination
Cellular component (GO): cytosol; translation release factor complex
Molecular function (GO): translation release factor activity, codon specific; sequence-specific mRNA binding
Source: RefSeq, a predicted model, not a curated record
GCGCACCAACUCUACAGUCUUUUUGCUUUCCAUUUUGUACCGUACAGUACAUCCACCGAAGUACUGACGUUUCGCUGUGCCAUCGCAUGGCCGACGUGUGCAUUCUGAGGUUCACUUUCGCGUGGUACCCGCUCUGUCACAAGUAUCACAUUUAAAACGUAACACUUGUGGCAAAAACAUCAACAUACUGGUCUCAGAAGAAAAAUUCUUCGAUCCGGCUUCUACGUCGACGUGGACCACCUUUCCAGGCUUCGUCCGGUUGGUGAUAUAAACGAUUAAUUUAGCUGAAAUUCGUGAGCCGCGACCACGCGACACAACGCGCAGCAAUGUCCAACGAGGAGACUUCCGCCGACCGCAAUGUCGAAAUCUGGAAAAUUAAGAAACUUAUAAAAAGCCUCGAAAUGGCUAGGGGGAAUGGGACUAGUAUGAUUUCAUUAAUUAUUCCUCCAAAAGAUCAAAUAUCAAGAGUGAGUAAAAUGUUAGCAGAUGAAUUUGGAACGGCAUCAAAUAUUAAAUCUCGUGUAAAUAGACUAUCUGUUUUGGGUGCAAUUACAUCCGUACAACAUAGGCUAAAGUUAUAUACAAAAGUGCCUCCAAAUGGCCUGGUAAUAUAUUGUGGUACCAUAGUAACUGAAGAAGGCAAAGAAAAGAAAGUUAACAUUGAUUUUGAACCCUUUAAGCCUAUUAAUACUUCUCUUUAUCUUUGUGAUAAUAAGUUUCACACUGAAGCACUUACAGCAUUACUUGCUGAUGAUAAUAAAUUUGGUUUCAUUGUAAUGGAUGGUAAUGGAGCAUUGUUUGGUACGUUGCAAGGCAACACUCGUGAAGUUCUACAUAAAUUUACAGUAGAUCUUCCCAAAAAGCAUGGCAGAGGAGGACAGUCAGCACUUCGUUUUGCUCGGUUGCGUAUGGAAAAACGACAUAAUUACGUUCGAAAAGUUGCAGAAGUAGCUACCCAAUUAUAUAUUACUAAUGAUAAACCUAAUAUUGCUGGUUUGAUACUUGCGGGUAGUGCUGAUUUUAAAACCGAACUUAGUCAGUCGGAUAUGUUUGAUCCUAGAUUACAAGCGAAAGUUAUAAAGUUGGUAGAUGUUUCAUAUGGUGGAGAGAAUGGUUUUAAUCAAGCUAUUGAGUUAGCUGCUGAAUCUUUGCAAAAUGUGAAGUUUAUUCAAGAAAAGAAAUUAAUAGGUCGUUACUUUGACGAAAUCUCGCAAGAUACGGGAAAAUAUUGUUUCGGCGUAGAAGAUACUUUAAGAGCAUUAGAAUUAGGCAGUGUAGAAACUCUCAUUUGUUGGGAAAAUUUAGAUAUUCAACGAUACGUUUUAAAGAAUCAUACAAAUGCAGAAGAGAAAGUUUUACACCUAACGCCAGAGCAAGAAAAAGACAAAACUCAUUUUACUGACAAAGAGAGUGGAGUAGAAUUGGAACUUGUAGAAUGUCAGCCUUUACUUGAAUGGUUAGCAAAUAACUACAAGAGUUUUGGUGCCACUUUGGAAAUUAUUACAGAUAAAUCUCAAGAAGGCUCUCAGUUCGUAAGAGGUUUCGGGGGUAUCGGAGGUAUAUUGCGGUACAAAGUGGACUUUCAGAGUAUGCAGUUGGAAGAUGUCGAAGUUGAUACUUUUGAUCUGGAUGACUAUUAAACCCGUGAUUCAACAGACACUUUUAGCUUCGAGGGAAAACAUAAAUAUAUGUUUUCCCUUGCAUCAUACUUCAAGAGAGGCACAUAAAAGGACAUGUUUAUAAAAUUUAUUAUAUGAUGCAACACACACGUCAUAAAGUUAUUCACUAGAAUUCAUUCAAACAAUUCACAAUUAAUACACAAAAGUGAAAAGCACAACACGUGGCGCGCCGAUAAUCCAUGUCCAUGAAGAAACAAAGGCAACUCGAAGACUGUGACACUUAAUUAAGCCAGCUUGAUACCUGCCUAUCUCACAUAACAUUACCUUAUAUUACAGUUACAUUCUUUAAUUAUUCACAUGGAUUUAUUUAACUAAUUACACGCGUUACAGUGCUGGAUAUGUUUGUACAGUAUACGGUUGAAAACAUAAUUUUGUAUCAAAUUGAUGUUUGUCAUCUUAUCAUGAAUUUAGAUUGAAAAGAAAAAGAAACGGAGAAAGAUACUCGAAUAGCAUGAAGACGAAUGUAGCGUUAUUUUUGUUCAGAUACAACCAUGGAUAAGCUGUAAUAAACUGAUUAUCAUAAACAU